Thyridium curvatum is the source of this 3159-nucleotide messenger RNA. RefSeq lists its product as uncharacterized. Bases 1 to 3159 code for a protein of 1052 amino acids. Gene Ontology annotation, molecular function: protein binding. Gene Ontology annotation, cellular component: cytoplasm. Gene Ontology annotation, biological process: positive regulation of TORC1 signaling. NCBI's taxonomy places the organism in Eukaryota, Fungi, Ascomycota, Sordariomycetes, Thyridiales, Thyridiaceae. The transcript is spliced from 5 exons. The record is from RefSeq and is a predicted model, not a curated record.
AUGGACAGGCCCGAGCCCGGAUUGAUCAAGUGGUCGCCCACUGCGAGCCAUGACCAGUUCAUGCACGUCAACCUGCAACAUCGCGUUGUACAGGUCUAUGAGCCGACUGGCCAUGCGCGACACGGCCGCUUCGACUACACCAAACUAUCAAAGCAUGACGAUGUUCCGCCGUUGACCACAUAUGACUGGUCGCCCACAAUACCGGGGCUGGUCGCCGUCGGCACCCAGGUCGGUGUCGUCAACCUCUUGAGGAUCGACGACGACUCCAAUGCCUAUCUGGAGCUCAAUCUUAAGGUGUCCCGAACUUGCCAAGCCGUCGCCUUCAGCACAUCGAACCUCCUGGCUGUUGGCCUUGAUCGCGUUAGGAGUGACCAAGGUCUUCAUAUCUGGGAUGUAAAUCGACUUUCAGGUCUGCAGACUACGUCUACCACCGGCUUUCCCUCGGAUGUGACCCCAUUCUUUGAGCCUGUCGAACGGCGCGAGCCCAGUGUUUCCAUAUCGAGCAUCAAGUUCUUUGAGGAUAACCCCAACAUCUUGGUCGCCGGUGUCAAGACCCAGGGCGUUCGCAUUCACGAUCUCCGUGGUGAGCAUUCCUUAAUCAUGUCAUACAUUGAUCCGAUCAACUUUCAAACUAAGUGUAACAACAAUAUUGCCAUCGACUAUGCCGAUCAGAAUUACUUCGCCUCUUCCGCGCUCGAUCAGCCCGGUGUUAUGGUUUGGGAUCGUCGCGCUGUCUCUCGCGAUGUGGCCUCCCCUGCGUACCUCGAUGCGAUUGACAUCGAUGAUGUCCCCUGGGGUGGUGCCUUGAGACUAGACCGUGCAAUGAACUCAGAAUCGGACCAGGCCAUGCAUGAUAGUAAGAAUUCAUUCAUCCGGGCCUUGAGAUAUUGCCGUGAUCACAGAGGGAUGCUCGCCGUAUUAUCCCGCAAUGGCCAGCUCAAGGUUCUGUCUACUAGGACAGAGCACACUGCCCCAGGCAUGGAGACUGAGGGUAGUCCUGAACUCCUCACGGUCCGGGUGUCGAACGAGAUGGACACCCAUUACAUGGACGCAACUCGAAAGAACGACCGCAUAGUAUCAUUUGACUGGAUUACGCUGGGGAAUCCAGUCCUACGACCGAGGCUGCUUGCUCUAAGGGCAAAUGGUGCAUUCGAUAUCCUUGAGGUGCCUUCUCCCACGACAACCUAUCCAUACAAACUGAUCCCCUGGCAAUCCCCAUAUCGAGGUCUCGAAGAGGGGACCCCUUUCUUGAGCGUUCUCGACUUCGAGCCUUCACAAGUCGCCGACGUUCUAGGACCACUUGCUAUAGAGGAUCAUCUGUCUGACAUCCCGAUUUUCGGACCCGAGAAGGCCGAUCUCCCCGCCGUCAUACAGAACUGCCUACGGUCCCAGCCCCAGCAAGAUACUACUGUGAUAGAUGCGCUGAAGAGAUCCGAUCCCUUACCACCGGACUUUGUGGAAGCAAAGACUAUCGCAGAAAAGCUCCAGGCUCUGAGGCGUUACUCGGAACAACAUAUACAAAAGGCUGAGCAGAAACAGCUAGACCGACUUCGCAGGUCUGAAUCGAACGGCACCAUCAAGAGCUUGGUGGAUGCUUCCUCAUCAAACCUCCUCCCAUCGUCGCGGGAGCUGCACGAAAGACUUUUGACCCUCUCUAGAGAUUCCAGAGGCUUCCUGAAAGAAGCAAAAAUGGUCCUCAAUCACAUAAUGCUUCUUCGUGCCAAGGAGAAGUAUCUGUUUGACUUCAAGUUAAACCAAAAGAUUGUGGCCGAUGACCCUUGGCUUCGAUCCGUCUGGUCGUGGAUUUAUGGGGCUGAGGAAGCUGUCGCUGAUGGUGGCAUGAUGUCUCACCCGCUGGACCUUGGCUACAUGGGUGUCGCCAGUGUCUGGAUGAAUGACCUUGGCAAGAAAAAGUCCUCGAGGCUGUCUGACGGUGGGUCGACUACGCCAGACGUUUCCGUCUGGGAGCGAUCCAUCAACGCCAUCUGCAAGAAGCGUGGAAUCGCUCGGUUCGACGGUGUAGACACCAAAAAGUCCCAUCAUCGCCGGUUGUGUCUUGAUAUCUGUGGCUGGGGCAGAUCGGAAGGUGAUCAGUUCAUCGACUUGGCUCAGCUCCCGGGCACGGUGCGGUCAACGACGCAUUACAACAUGGCAACAGCCCAGGCGUUGUUCCGGGGAGAUACGAAGCAGGCUGUGCAGAUACUCACAGAUGCUAGUGCAGAACAUCCCGAGCUUCUGUUCGUCUCCUUGGCACUACAGCUCAUCAGCAAAGGGGAACGAAAUCUAUCAAAAGAGCAGCUAGACUUUGACGACAAGGUUGCAUCCAAGACGGAUCCCUACCUCAAAGCCAUUUCCACGAUCAUUGCAACAGGGGAUUGGACUAAAAUAGCGAACCAGAAGUCGCUUUCCAUGCGAGACAGAGUGUCGGUUGCUGUUCGAUACUUUACUGACCAGCAAUUGACCAAGUGGUUGGAAAAUGAGGUGGACGAGGCGAUCAAGACUGGAGAUAUCGAAGGCAUACUCCUCACUGGCAUAACCGACAAAAUGGUCGACAUCCUUGCCAAGUACAUUGAGAGGUUCUACGACUUGCAGACAGCCACCCUGAUCAUGUCCAUCUGUGCCCCUCGCUUCAUUGACGACCAUCGCUGCACGGCAUGGCGCAACGCCUAUCGCGCCUAUCUCCAGCGGCACAGGGCAUUCUUUCACAGAACCAAAUUCGAGGGCGAAUCGACCAAGAAGAGCAAGCGAGACGGGCGCCCGACGAUCAAGCCGCCGUUCCGGCAGAUCGCCCUGCGUUGUGUCUAUUGCGAUGCAGAGACGCGGCUGGCCACUUCCAAUCAGCUGUCGGCCGAGAAAGACAUGCAGCUGACGUCGAAGAUGGCCAUGGCCGGAGUCAGCUGUCCGAACUGCAAGAGACAUCUGCCUCGCUGUGUUGUGUGCCUCGAGAUUGUCGGCAUGCCCCGUUCUAAUAAGCCGGAGGCCGCGACAGAUGGCGACGCGGGCCUGUCUGCCAAGUUUCCGACGUUUUGUCUGAAGUGCGAGCAUGUACUGCAUCUGGAUCACGCGAGACAGUGGUUUGCUCGGCACGCCGAGUGCCCCGUGCCAGAGUGCCGGUGCAAGUGUAAUUUCAGGGCUAACCCGGAACUGAACUACCAUUGA